Messenger RNA from Homalodisca vitripennis (glassy-winged sharpshooter), 2816 nucleotides. RefSeq names its product transcription termination factor, mitochondrial (gene mTTF). Gene Ontology annotation, cellular component: mitochondrial matrix. Gene Ontology annotation, molecular function: double-stranded DNA binding. Gene Ontology annotation, biological process: termination of mitochondrial transcription; regulation of DNA-templated transcription. The coding region runs from base 462 to 1577 and encodes 371 amino acids. The transcript is spliced from 8 exons. Lineage: Eukaryota; Metazoa; Arthropoda; Insecta; Hemiptera; Cicadellidae. The record is from RefSeq and is a predicted model, not a curated record.
CUGCUUGAAAUUCAUUUGGACUAGAAGCGAAGCUUUUAAACAUUUUGUAAGAGUCAAAGAGUGUUUCAGGACAAAAGAGAUUUUUAAAAGUUCAUUAAACAAACGUCUUAUUAAACAUCUAGAACAAACAAAAGUUUAUUAAACAAGUUGCAUAGUCUAAACGUGACUAAUAUUAUACUAAUGUUUUUAUACUAAUAUUAUAAUGUAUUAAAACACGGUGCGGGUAAUUGUAGCAGUUCUUGUUGGCUAUAACGAAUUCAAUGUUAUUGUGUAUAAUCAAAGCUUUUGUUUGUUUAUUUUAGAAGUUAAGGUUAUGAUAUUGUAACGAAACAAUUUACUGUAAUCUGUUCUAGUUCUGAAAAUAGUUGUAAAGUUACUGCUGUUACUAGUAUUGGUAGAUUUCGACAAAUUUAUGUUAUACUACAAACUAGAGUUAAUAAAUAAUUGUGACUAGUUUGUUUAUGAAAGAAGGUUGUGUUUCAAUUAUGUCAAGACUGUUUAGUAAAACAAUAUCUAUCAGCUAUCAUUUAGUUUUGUUAAGAGUUAGGCCUACACGAUUAUGUUUAGUUCGAUUUAAGAAUAAUCAUAUUAAAACUAACGAAUUUAAGAGUCAAAAUGCAGUUGAAAGUAUUAGAACUCUUUUACAAUGCUCAAUUGAAGAGGCAUGUUUUUUAUACCAAAACCAUAACAAUAUUACCAGUAACAUGAAUAUUUUAAAACAGAAUGGAAUUGAACCAAGUACUGUCAAAGAUAAUUUGUGGCUACUGAAAUAUGAUAAAGGGCAGUUAGAACCAAGACUAAAGCUUCUAAACAAGUGGUUGUUUAAAGAUCUCAACAAUGGUAUAAGUAUUUUGCAACUUCCAUUUGGGCAGCUUAUGAAGCACACAGGCAGAAUUAGCAAAGAAAUAAGUUGUUUAGAUGGAACGAACAGGAUUACUUAUUUUGCUCUAUUUGUGAAGUGUAAAGAGAAGCAAGCAUGUGAUGUCUUUAUGAAAUAUACUUUCAUGUUGGCUCUCAGGUUGGAUUCCAUGAAAGAGAUUCUACUUAUGUUGACAGAACAAGGAGUCCAGACCGAGGAUUUGUUACAUGAUCUAUGGUUAUUCAGAUACAGUCCUCAGUUCAUAUCUGCUAGAAUCAAAUACUUAGAUCACAUCAGAGCUAGAGAAAAGUGCAAGAUAAUCAAACCAUGGAUGUUACGAUGUCCAGAGCCCGUACUUAACAGGUACUUGGAGCUAAGGGAUGAGAACAUUGCAGCACUGGGCUCCUAUUCUAACCUAAGAGAAUUGCUCAGUAACGAGUUAGCCCUUAGCUCUGAUGAUGUACAAGAGAUGAUACUGAAGCACCCGCCUGUUGCAAAGAUAAGCUACUCUAAGGCCAAGGACAUGAUAGAUUUCUUGAAGGCUCAAGGGUUCGACAGUAAAAUGAUAUACCAGGUCCCAAGGGUACUGUGCCACAAACAAGCUACAUUAAUGGCAAGAAUGGUAGAACUGAAAAAGGUCAGCCCAAACCUCAUUAACCUACAAAAUUUAUGCAGAAACAAGAAAGAUUAUGUUUCUUUCUUAAACAAAAUGUCUUAACACAGUAGGGUCAUUGGAGGAAUACAUACUGGCAUCUGCAGUGUGAACAUCCAUUGUUAAUUCUCCUGAUUCCGUCACUUGGCUAACUGAAGGAACUACUACUACUACAGUUGAGAAGUGAGAUCAUACUGCACUUCUUAGUUUUCCACUACAAUGACAGUGACCAUCUGCUCUGACGCAGAGUUUAGAUGGACAAAGAGAACGGCGGCCGCAACACGUGCUUGGAGGUCUAGCUGGCUGAGGUCAUGUGCCCACUCCACUCGACCCCAGUGUCCACACUACACACAAUACAACAAAAUCCUACAGUAACUGUUUAUAGUCUUAGUUCUUGAGCAAGAUCACAAGAUUAUAGUUACGAGUUGUCUAGAACUACAAUAUUAUGUUAUUAUGUGUAACUCUCAAAUAACCACUGGCGGUUUAUCUGCGGCAUCCUUGGUAAAGAAUGUUACAAUAAGAAGUUUACGAAAAUAAAUUUUUAAACUUUAUCAAUACAGUAAACUCGUGAUUAUCCAAGGUAGUUGGAACCGGAACUGACUCGGAUAUGGAAAACUUAGAUAAUAUGGAGUUUAUGAGGUAAUAGGCUAAAUUUAAUGAAAAAUAAAGUUGAAAUGUUUAUUGUAGGAUUGUGAAUUAAACAUUAUUACAUACCUUUAAAAAUUGAGAAAACAUGACACUUAGUUUUCAACAUGAGUUUUUUUUUAAGUCUGAAUUUGUGUCGACCUCUGCCCUCUCUUAGACGAUGCGUUAUUACGCCAAGACACAUUAUAACGUGUGGUGUGCAUUCUUCUUGUUUUAUUUAGGCAAGUAAGAGCAACAUCGAUUGCUGGGAGGCCAUUGCAAUGUGAUAUUUUUGGAGUCAACUCAUCCCUAUCCUUGUUCUCUUCACAAUUUUUAUCAUUAAGGACCACAUCAAUAAUUGCUUAAUCGGUGAUCAUUUGCACAUCCUCAUUGCAUCAAUCACGAAUGUCUGUGCUCUUGAUUUCUGAUCUUUAACAGGAAUUUGCUAGUUGCACUAAAUCGCUCUCAUUGUUAUCUCCUGGCAUCUUUAUGGGGGUUUCUUCUAAACCAAAUUAAUUUAGAUCAAUCCAGUAUGCUAAAUCUAUAAUCAGCUAAGUGAACCCGAUGAUUUUGAUUGAGUAUUAGUCAUCAUACGCCACACAAGAUCAGCCUAGCAAUAGUCAUAUAGACUGCUCAAAUUGCACUUGCAUUGCUUCUCACUGUAGUGACCCUUUUAUGUAG